AUGAAGAGUACGCCGUUGAUCAUCAAUUGGCACGACCAGAAUGCCCCCAUCUACUCGGCACACUUCGAGCCCCAUGGCAAGAGCCGCCUAGCCACGGCUGGCGGAGACAACAACGUUCGGCUCUGGAAGGUCGAGGGCGAAGGAGAAGACCGAAAGGUUGACUAUCUCUCAACCCUCUCGAAACAUACCCAGGCCGUCAAUGUUGUCCGUUGGGCCCCUAAAGGCGAGCUGCUUGCCUCGGCCGGCGACGACGGAAACGUGAUCUUAUGGGUGCCUUCCGAAAACCACCACCCGACCUUCGGUACCGAUGGCCUUGAGGACAAGGAGACGUGGAGAACGAAGCACAUGUGCCGGUCCUCCGGUGCUGAGAUAUACGACUUGGCCUGGUCUCCGGACAGCGCCUACUUUAUCAUCGGCAGCAUGGACAAUAUUGCCAGGAUCUACAAUGCUGGCACAGGAACUCUUGUGCGUCAGAUUGCCGAACACAGUCACUAUGUCCAGGGUGUGACCUGGGAUCCUCUCAACGAAUACGUCGCGACGCAGUCAUCCGACCGCUCCGUUCAUAUCUACUCACUCAAGACCAAGGACGGGCAAUAUACCCUGAGUGGCCCCGACGACAAACCGUCCAAGGUCGCCAGCCAUAUCAAGUCUGAUCUACCCCCCAGGCGCAUAUCGUCACAUAGCCCAGCACCGCCGGAUUUUGGACAUCGUUCCCAGCUUGCUGCCAUCGACGCCGUGGCUGGUUCCCCUGUCCCCUCUGCACCGGGUACCCCAACUUCGGUUGCCCUACCAAUGAACCCACCAAGCGUUGUUAGCCAUAGUCGGAGGUCCUCCUUCUCAUCUCGGCGCUCAGUGUCGCCAGCGCCCUCAAUGCCACUGCCUGCAGUCAUGCCUAUGGAGGCGUCGCCAAAGCCGAUGACAAACACGACCGCCCUGGGCGUCAAAAAUGCUAGCCUCUACGCCAACGAGACCCUUACGUCGUUCUUCCGCCGUCUGACGUUCACGCCAGACGGUGCUCUACUGCUGACACCUGCUGGUCAAUACCAGACCCAACAUCAAGUGGAUGGUGCGAAACCCUCAGUCGAGAUUAUCAACACCGUCUACAUCUACACCAGGGGAGGCAUCAACAAAGCCCCUAUUGCCCACCUCCCAGGCCACAAGAAGCCCUCAGUCGCCGUCCGAUGCUCUCCCAUCUUCUACGGCCUGAGACAGUCCCCUCCAGUCACCAAAUACAUUACGAUCGAUACCUCAUCAGGAGAAGAACCUUUUCCCACCUUGCCUGAACCCCUCUCUGGCCCGUCCCCGGCACCUUCGGUGAUGGAGCCUCCUCCACCGCCUUCUGUGACCAGCGACGCUGCUCCUCCCGCACCAAAGAAUCUGAGCCUAGAGACAUCCUCUUCGACCUCAGGACCCAAGGCCGCGUUCGCCCUGCCCUAUCGGAUGAUAUAUGCAGUGGCAACCCAGGACUCCGUCUUGAUAUACGACACCCAGCAGCAGACGCCGAUUUGCAUUGUCAGCAACCUGCAUUGUGCAACUUUCACUGAUCUAGCAUGGGCCAACGAUGGACUGACGCUGCUCAUCUCUUCUUCGGAUGGCUUCUGCUCCACACUUUCCUUUGCCCCUGGGGAGCUUGGUCAAGUCUAUACCGGAGAAGUACCGAGCCUCAAACGGCCUGUGGCUGGAGAAACGGCGGUCUCCUCUAGCCAGAACACCCCGGUGCCCACCCCAACCUCCGUGUUUGCGCCUCCCUCGCCUUUCCCAUCCGGUGGCAACCAGCACCAGCAUCGCGGCUCCACUAGCUCGUUUGCCGCACCAUCACCGCCACCAGCCGCAUCGUUUGUCAACGCUCGGCCCUCGUCUCCCGCUCGGUCGAAUUCGACAUCAUCCGUUGUCACCCAGGCUUCUACAGCUCCGUCUGGAGUCGUCAACAACCCGACGCUCAUGGUGGGCAACGUGCCCAGUAUCACAGCCACCAAUUCUGCCAAAGUAACGGGUGUCCCUAUCACGACCCCACCGGAGACCCCUCGUAGCGCUGCCAAUAGCGUUGCUGGUACCAAGAGAGACGCCAGCGAGAGCGAGAAGGAGGACUCUGGGAAGGAGCCCAAGAAGCGGCGUAUUGCGCCUACUCUGAUCAGUAGCAACGAUCCUACCAAGGCUUAG
Messenger RNA from Thyridium curvatum, 2160 nucleotides. RefSeq lists its product as uncharacterized. Lineage: Eukaryota; Fungi; Ascomycota; Sordariomycetes; Thyridiales; Thyridiaceae. The record is from RefSeq and is a predicted model, not a curated record. Gene Ontology annotation, molecular function: protein binding. Gene Ontology annotation, cellular component: CAF-1 complex; nucleus. Gene Ontology annotation, biological process: nucleosome assembly; DNA replication-dependent chromatin assembly. Bases 1 to 2160 code for a protein of 719 amino acids. The transcript has 5 exons.